AUUGUCCACCGAGUUCUCUCAAUAUUGGUGAAACGAUAGAAAUGGGAAUUCGUGAGAUUAUGGCUCCUGGACACCUGCUUCCUGGAGACCCGCGCAGCCUGGGGAACAAAAAGUUCGAGCUUCUCUUGGAAAAACCAUGGAAACUAAUCAAUUCGUUCGAUCCUCUUUUCUCAGACUUACGCGAGCUCUGGCAAAUGUAAGAUCGCCGCUUGCCAACGUAGGCGACCAACAGAAGACGUUCCUAGCGAACCGAUGGGCGACGGAGGCCCGCGAGCGGAGGCGACGGACUAUUGUCGCUGCCGCCAACCGAAGCCAUGGGAACUGGUGACGUGGCUUUGGGUGAACGAUUCUCUCCUGAGGUUCCUGGCUCCGUGUAGAUUGCUGCAGAUCAGUUAACGCCUAGCACAUCCAGACUGUAUUAAGUUGGUGGAAUACUUGAGCUGGAUUUUAAAUUCGAUUUGUUCGGUGCUGCAAUUGCGCGGGAACUUGAAGAAUGCGUGGUUGAAUUUGUUCGAGAAACAUUGAAUUAGUGUUUUCUUCGGAAGUUUAGUCUGUGGAUGCUUGGUAGUGAAUUCAGUGGUAAGCGACGGUGCACGCUGCAAAAUCUGGGACAAUCCCUAGAAGGCAAAACUUGCUUUGGAUGGCCUUGAAGUUCCACCUAGAUAGAACCUGUCUCUGGUUUCAAGCUGAUGAGCUAGGUGAAAAUGCAGAAUCAUUGGAAAUAUUGUAAUGGGAAUUCUUUAUCAAAGGGUUUCAAAUGUUGUGGAGGUAUAAUGGCAUCAGAAGCAAUUUCUCCUCUGAAGAUUUUUAUGAGCAAGAAAAACCUGAUGAUAAAUGAAGCACCCAGUGGAAGUUCAUGUAAUGACAGAGGGUUAAUAAAAUUGCAGGCAUCCAUCAAGGAUGAGGUGUUUAUCUUGAGAUGCUCCAAAGCCUCACAGGUCAUGGGUAAAUCAUGCUUCUCAUUAGAUCUGCCUACAUUGAUUCGUCCUGUUGAACACUCUCAUGCCUUUACACAACUAGGAUUUCAUCAAGGGAUCUGAGGAACGAAGCGUGAUGCAUGUCCAUAUCAGUUUUUGCUGGGAUGUUGAUGUGUGUACAGAGGGUUGCAGAUGUGAUCCGUAGAGAUUUCAUGCUUUAACUUGAUUAUCAGAUUGUUUAGAUAAUUUUACAGCAUAAACCUGUACAUUUAUCAGUUUUCUGAGGUUAAUUGUUUUGUCACAUACAUAUUUUGUGAUGUUGUUUGAUAUGAGUUUUUCAAACUUUGAGGUAAUUCUAGGCGUGCUAUCGAUGAUUCUGAGCUUUAUAGUUGUGGACUAUGUCAUG
Messenger RNA from Eucalyptus grandis, 1323 nucleotides. RefSeq lists its product as uncharacterized. Bases 705 to 1040 code for a protein of 111 amino acids. The transcript has 8 exons. The record is from RefSeq and is a predicted model, not a curated record. Lineage: Eukaryota; Viridiplantae; Streptophyta; Magnoliopsida; Myrtales; Myrtaceae.